UUGCCAUGGCUCUGGCGGACAGCACGCGAGGAUUACCCAACGGGGGCGGCGGCGGGGGCGGCAGCGGCUCCUCAUCGUCGUCCGCCGAGCCGCCGCUCUUCCCCGAUAUCGUGGAGCUGAACGUGGGGGGCCAGGUGUAUGUGACCCGGCGCUGCACGGUGGUGUCGGUGCCGGACUCGCUGCUCUGGCGGAUGUUCACGCAGCAGCAGCCGCAGGAGCUGGCCCGGGACAGCAAAGGCCGCUUCUUUCUGGACCGGGACGGCUUCCUCUUCCGCUACAUCCUGGAUUACCUGCGGGACUUGCAGCUCGUGCUGCCCGACUACUUCCCGGAGCGCAGCCGACUGCAGCGGGAGGCCGAGUACUUCGAGCUGCCCGAGCUCGUGCGCCGCCUCGGGGCGCCCCAGCAGCCCGGCCCGGGGCCGCCACCACCGCACUCGCGGCGCGGGGUGCCCAAGGAGGGCUCACUGGGCGAUGAGCUGCUGGCCCUGGGCUACGCGGAGCCCGAGCAGCAGGAGGGCGCCUCGGCCGGGGCGCCGUCGCCCACGCUGGAGCCGGCCAGCCGCAGCCCGUCCGGGGGCGCGGCGGGCCCGCUGCUCACACCGUCCCAGUCGCUGGACGGCAGCCGGCGCUCGGGCUACAUCACCAUCGGCUACCGCGGCUCCUACACCAUCGGGCGGGACGCGCAGGCAGAUGCCAAGUUCCGGCGGGUGGCGCGCAUCACCGUGUGCGGCAAGACGUCCCUGGCCAAGGAGGUGUUCGGGGACACCCUGAACGAGAGCCGGGACCCUGACCGGCCGCCGGAGCGCUACACCUCGCGUUAUUACCUCAAGUUCAACUUCCUGGAGCAGGCCUUCGACAAGCUGUCUGAGUCUGGCUUCCACAUGGUGGCCUGCAGUUCCACCGGCACUUGCGCCUUUGCCGGCAGCACCGACCAGAGCGAAGACAAGAUCUGGACCAGCUACACCGAGUACGUCUUCUGCAGGGAGUGAGCUCCCGGGACCCCUCGCGGCUCCGGCGCCCGCCCCCACCCCUCGGCGGGGGAGAGGAUCAGAGACCGCUCCCCAUCCCUAACCUUUGCCCUUUGUCUCCCUUUGCCCCGAGGUCCCCAAUCCCCGGUCCUGUCCUGGUUAAGACCGUUCCACCCCCCCACCCCCUCCCCCACCCCCGCUUCAGAAAAAUCCAUCCUCUUUUCUUUUCUUCGGACUCGGCUAACCCAGGGGGCCCAGGCGCGUCCCCGUCCCCACCCCCACCCAAUGCUUCCUCUUUUUGCUGCCUCAAACCUCUCCUCCCCCAGAUUGUACUUCAAUCUGGAUCCAGCGGGCCAGUGUGGUCACAAAGCCGGCACGAACGGGGGGGGAGAACCGAGGUGUUGGGAACCCGUUCAGACUGUGCAGUGCUGCGAAGAUUCCUUGAGAUCUCUAGCCCUUCUGACACCCGUGUGGUGUGAGGGCGCAGAAUGGUGACCCCGCCUGGGGGAGAGAGUUGGUGUCCUAACAGCUCACUGCCAUCGCUGACCCUCUGUGAAGCCGGAUUGAGGGCGUCGCUGAGGCACUUCGGUUGUACACGAGUGAGGUUUUGAAAAGCUGCAGGUGUAGACGUAGGAGCACUGGUGCUCACAUGGUCAAGGGUCCUGUCUUUUCCCUACGGAAUACAGGGUCUUGAAACUUGGAGAGCGUGGAUCCUCCUGCCUGGCGAGGCGCCCUUUCAGCGCCAGGAGCCCUUGGUUCCCUGGGGUGACGUGGGAGCCCUUGGGGGCAAGAGGGAGAAGGGGUGUUGGUCUCCUAAGAAUUAGAACCAAACAGGCCUCCGCUCCGUGGGGAGUGGUUACCUGGAAGUGAUUGUAUUCGCGACCGGGCCAGGAGACGCUCGUGGGCAUUAGCAGAACUGUAUUCUUGCAGUGAAUGGUAAUAGGACCUUUCUUAGAGCUAGGACUUUGCGGGUGGGGUGGGGAGGUAGGAGAAGAGGGUGGGAAGGGAGGGACAGAUAGAUACUCUUAUUAUUUGAAAGUUAGAAGUUUUAAGCAUCCAUUUGAAUACGUGCAUAUUUGAAAAUACCGAAUGGUAAAAUGCAAACACAGCUAAGCAUUUCGUGAAGAUUAGUAAUAGACCUACUCUUAACUGCGGUUUAUUUAACUGUUUUUAGUCCUAAACUUAGAAGUUGCUACUAGGUAUCUAAUCUAACCAAAGAGUUACCCAGUAGGGUUUUAGUUUUUGAACUUUUAAUUUCCUUGUGGUUAUCAAUCUCGAUUUUAGAAUCUAUUUACUUGAGCAAAGGGAGUUUGCUCUUGGCUUCUUAGACUUCAGAUCUCAUUAAAAAUCCUCAUUUUCUUCAAAGCCAGUGACCCUUGACUGCGGGGCAAACCUGAGAAUGCCACAUUCCCCCCACGCAGUUUGUUUGAAGUUCAAGUAGAAUCUUUUCAAGUGACAGAGCUGCUGAGAAGUAGGAGCACCAGGGGCUACCCAUCUGUGUAGAUAGCUGUAAAAUGAGAUUUCUAAAAUGAAGGCAAAUAACUACUUAACAGCGAGCUGAGCAAUAAAAUGGUGUUAGAGGUAAACUGUAACCAACAGAAGGAGACCUGGUUGCCUUAUCCCCUUCUUCCCACGUGGACGCUGUCCCCAGUGCAUACUCUGUGUACACGUGAGUGAAGGGAGACAGAUCCUUGUCAUGCUUUGGGCUGUGAGGUGUUCUUCAGAUACUCUGAGGACAGAGAAGCCCUUUUGUUUGUUACUUUCUCUGAAGUAUCUUUUUAAAGAUUUUGUAAGAAGUCCUUCUCAGUGUUUAGUGCUAUUUUUCUUUUCUUUUUUUUUUGUGAGUCUUGUACUGUAUCUUACUGUGUUCAUAAUGGAUGUUAAGAAUGGGAACAGUUUUGUUCUUAGACUCAUCUGUCCCAACUUGUGUAUACCAUACCUGAACAUUUAGUUUUUUGAUUCAUUUACUGAUGUUAUCAAAUGCCUAUGCCCAGUUCCUUGCAUCAGAUGAUGUAUAUUCUAAAGAAACAUGUUUUGAUGCAUUUCCUUAUGUCCUUGUUUAUGAGUGAUUGAGUUAGGAAAAAAAUACAUAAUUGCAAAACUGAGUUUACUCCAUGCUAUUUUUCUUUUUUUUUUUUUUUUUUGGCUGGAGGGGAUAUUAGUUGUAAACUGAUUCAGUGUUGAUUAGAUUCCUAUUUAAAAGCAAGGUACCUGUAUUUUUAGUCCACUAGUUUUUCUUUUUUUUUUUUUGAAUUGAGAAAGAUUUGAGAUCUUUUAUUAGAGUUCCAUUUUUAGAAAAGUUGUUUUCCAUAUGAAGACUGUACUUGAGAGGGAAAUGGAAGCAGAAAUCCAGGAAAUGGUGUUUGAUCAUGUGGUGAGUUUAGUCUCAGACUCAGUAAUGCAUGAGAACUAACCCUGUUUCAAGUCUCAAAUGAUUGAGAAUUGCCACCCACUUGGCCAGAGGUGAGUGUCACAGAGAUUUCUCUAACAUGUAUGGCAUCCUGUUAGAUUGCUCAACAAAAAAACAAAUGAUCGUGAACGUUUUAGGACAGACUGAAUCCACUGAAUCCAGAUGGCACCACUCACUGAUUCUAAUUUCUCUCAUCAAAUUUGCACAAGUCUAGGAGUCAGAAGCUACUAACGUUUUAUCUCUGCCACCCUGGUCUUCAGAAUUCAUCUUCUAAAACUUUGAGUUAAACUACUGCACUUUCUUGUAUGUAGGCAUCUUAAGCCUCAACCCACCACAUCCUUACUGUCCUGCACCCUUACAUUGCUUAGAAGAUUGAGAACUUCAUGAUUAUAUACAGUCAACUUACCCCGUUUUCUGUGGGUGACUGUUCGCUCUGAAGUUGAAGUCAGUAAAUGAAAACUAUCUACUAUUUGCCCAAAGCAGAGCCGGGGUGGGAAACUCAUUUCACAUUGCACAGGUAGUACAACUGAGGCAAAAUGACGCUCUCUGUGAGCUCUGAUCUAUGGAAGCAGAUCUCCAAGGUGGGCUGGAGUGUUGGUCAUUACCUGGGAGCUUGAACCAGGGUGGUGAGGGUCCACAUUUUAAAUAAUGUGGGAUAUUGUCAUCAGGUUUUCUAAAUAAUUGUAACAGCAUUAGUCUGACUCAGAGGUAGGCAUUUACGGAUGUUCCUCUAGUUACCUUUUAAUGUUUAGAAAUACAACUGGAUGACAUUAGACUUUUAGUAAAAACUUUAAUUUUUCAAAAAAGAGUUGUUGAUUGUGCUGGUUAAAAAAACAGGUACCAUGUUGGACACACUGUGUUUUUUAGUAUAUGUAGACUCUGAGCCCUAUUCUGAUUUUUCAAAUAAUACAUUGUGGAAAAUAUUGCUCAAAGAUGUGAGUCUUACAUUUUUACUCCUUCUAAAACUGUUUGGUGAUUCUCAUAUGUUUAUUGGAUUGAGAGCUAGUAACACUAGCUAAAUUACGUUCUCUUUAAAACUAGACAUAUACAUAUACACACACAUAUAUGUACAUAUAGCCUUCUGCUUCUCUGAGAAAAUGCAUAAUGUGCAAAUACUCAGACAAAAUGGGCAACUGGCAGUGCUCAUAAAAUAUUCCAGUUUUUAUUGGAAUUUUCCAUGGAAUGUUACUACAUUAAAGCCAUGUAAGGUGAAGCUUUGAUAAUUUUUUACUCUUCAAAUUACAGUAAGUUCCAAUCUAAUAUUCAUUUUUAUACUCCAGUGUGAAAAAUGCUAAAUUACAAUGCAGACAUUUAGAGAAGUAUUGACUGGAGGGCGUUGAAUUCCUUAAGAUUUUUUUUAUAAUCUAAAUUACAAGUACUCUGUUGGCUUAAGCUUUUAAAAUAGUAAAUGGAGUAUUUUUAUUGUAACUUAACAGAAUCAACACCUUAUUUGGACUUCUUCCCUGUUUUUUUUUUUUUAACUUAGUGUAUAUAUCACUUAAAAACUAGAUUACUUUUAUUAGAUGUCCUAAGCCUGUCUCUUGAGAAAGAAGUAAAAUACUCUUAUUUACAGUACCUAUACUACAUGUAAAAGGUUUUCUUACAGUCAGGGAAAAGUUAUGUUGAAGCUAACUUUUCUUUUGUCAUAGUUUUGGACAAUAAAAAUCUGAAAGUGUUAACAUUUGAGGAUUUAGAUUCUCUACUGGGACCCUUGAAACUUAGUAGAAAUUGAACCAGAAUAUUUACCUUAGAAUAUAAUCUUGUGUGAUAGGCAGAUUGAAUAGUUGACCAAGAAUUGUCACUUACAUGUUUUGUGAUUUUUUUUUUUAAGCCAGCUUUUAAAUUCUAAGUGUGUUUUGAAGUAUGUGGACAUUAAUUGUAUUGCAAACUAUUAUACAACUGUCUUUGUGACUUUAUAGAUAGGUAAAUUUGCUACUAUUGAAUAUAAAUGAUGACCAUUGAUGAUCACUUAUGGCCACUAUUAGUAACCGUUUAAUGACAAAGGUUUAAAACAUUCAAGGUGGAUAUUAAUUUUGAAGAUGGAAAUUAUAUGUUGCUUAAAGUUUUCCAAGCAUUUAGAUAAGGUGAGUCCUACAGAGCUGUCUAGGAUUCUGAAGUUGUUGAAAAGUGUUUAUUGGGCCAUUUUCUUAAAUAUAUAAGAAAAAAAUUGUUCUGUGCUUUCAGACUUUUCUAACAAAACAGAAAGCCAAAAAAAAAAAAAAAAACCAACAAAAACCCACACACCUCUCUAUUUUCAAAAAAGAUGCUAAUGAAGUUAUUUGAGACUUUCUUCAAUCAUUAAGUGCUGUAGCGAUUUUUGUUCUUCCUGUUCACAAACAGUUGUAUAACAGAAAUACUCGAUACUGUUUUCUUCCCUGUGUGUGAAGUAAUGAAUCAUUGAUUAUGUGACAUGUUAUGUAUUAAACACUAAAGAAUAAAACAUUCACUCCUUUAA
Molecule: messenger RNA, 5833 nt
Organism: Oryctolagus cuniculus (rabbit)
Lineage: Eukaryota; Metazoa; Chordata; Mammalia; Lagomorpha; Leporidae
Gene: KCTD12
Product: potassium channel tetramerization domain containing 12
Biological process (GO): protein homooligomerization; regulation of G protein-coupled receptor signaling pathway
Cellular component (GO): postsynaptic membrane; signaling receptor complex; presynaptic membrane
Molecular function (GO): protein binding
Source: RefSeq, a predicted model, not a curated record